GAAGAGAUUCAUAAUUUUGGAAUCACAUCAUCCUGGAUCCUGUGACAAGAUGAGCAAAAACUGAUGUGGAGGUGACAAAGAUGGAUGGAUUGGGUGUGUUUCCUCCUCCUAGUCCUUCAUCCUAUUUUGGGAGUUCUCUUCACAUAAGCUUCAACAGAGAAGAAGGAAAACAAGACAGAGGUGUUGGGUCCAGAACUCACCAUAGGGGCAGGUUUGCAUUUAGAUAACAGAUUCACUUAUAAGACAUGGAGUCAAAAAAUGAAGAAUCAGCGUCCCUGACGCAUGAAAAACUGGCCUCUAUUGAGGAUGAAGAAAUUCUCAACAAGAUGCUGGACAGUGCAGCAGAUUUUGAAGAGAGGCGGAUGAUUCGAGCUGCUCUGAGGGAUCUACUCAAGAAAAAGAGGGAAAAAAGGGAAAAGGAGCGUGGGGUGAGACGGCAGGACUUGAAUAAAGGAGGAACAGGUGGAGCUGUGAGCAUCGGAAGAGCAUCCAUGAACCAGCAGCCAUCGACUAACAAGUCAGCAGGUCAGCCAUCAUCCUCCACUCCAAUGAGCAGGACAGCAGGCAGGACCGGUCCUGCUGCUGUCUCAACCCAGAAAUGUUUCUCUGCUGAACCACCCAAUGCUAAAAAUGUCAAACAAAUGCUUCUGGACUGGUGCAGGGCCAAAACAGAGCCAUAUGAGGGGGUAGACAUCCAGAACUUUUCAUCCAGUUGGAAAGAUGGCAUAGCCUUCUGCGCCUUGGUGCACAGAUUUUUCCCUGAUGCCUUUGAAUAUUCCACCCUGAACCCCUACAAGCCCAGGGACAACUUCGAGCUAGCGUUCAGCACCGCAGAGAGACUGGCAGGCUGUCCCCCUCUGCUGGAUGCUGACGACUUGGUCCGAAUGAAGGAGCCCGACUGGAAGUGUGUGUAUACAUACAUCCAGGAAUUUUACCGCUGUCUGGUGGAGAAGGGCCUUGUCAAAACCAAGCAGCGCCCAUGAAUCUCUGAAAGUCCGGGAGUCACUGUGACCUUCACAGAUGAAUGCGCCGCCAGAAACUGAGGUGAAAAGGAUGACUUUGUGAUUGUUUUCAGAUAAAUAUUUACUGUUCGAUCAGAACCAUUUCACUGUGAAUGCACAGAGACUAAUGGGUGGUAUUAGUUUGCUGUCUGUGUGAUUUAAGAGGACACCUGGUGCUUAGGAACUGUUCAUUCCUCUGAGAUUACACAUCUGCAUUAUUUCCACUGUGACUAUGAGCAUGACCUCUGUGAUGAUGAUGAUGUUCAGGACCUGAUGCAGUCUGUGAGUCAGUUAAAUAAAUACCCAUUUCAUUAUCUAAAGUGGGUUUUUUUUCCUGCAUAAAUGAUCCACAAAAAUUACAUAUUUGAUUAUGAAUUUUGUUAUGAAAUGUGUAGACUCCAUUGUCCAAAUGUUAGUUAUUAAAAAGACUUGUGCAUACAGUUUAAAAUACUUACCAAAUCAUUUUCUUUAUGUAGAUUUAACACAUAUUGACAUAGAAAUUGUGCUUUUUACCCAAAAUGUCUUGAAUUGUUAUGUUCUUCAUCUACUUUCCCACUAUUAAUAAUGACUUAUGGUAUUGAAAUAAAACACAGUCCCUAUUAUCAAA
This is a messenger RNA of Girardinichthys multiradiatus, 1608 nucleotides long. RefSeq names its product smoothelin a (gene smtna). Gene Ontology annotation, molecular function: protein binding. Lineage: Eukaryota; Metazoa; Chordata; Actinopteri; Cyprinodontiformes; Goodeidae. Gene Ontology annotation, cellular component: filamentous actin; microtubule organizing center. The transcript is spliced from 9 exons. Gene Ontology annotation, biological process: actin cytoskeleton organization. The record is from RefSeq and is a predicted model, not a curated record. Bases 246 to 983 code for a protein of 245 amino acids.